AUGGAGAUCUCAUCGGCUCGAAGGCAUAAGUUUGGGGCCAAGGGUUGGAGCUUCGAUGAUAUUCGUAAUCCGAAUGAAGAGGACGAUGAUGCGGAAGAGGAAAAAGCAACGACUGAAGCGAAGGCUGCCAGUGAAAGAGAAUCAGCAGCUGAGGCAGAAGAACCAUCACCUGAAGAAGGGCCACCAGCUGAACCAACAAGUUCUCGGGAAGGAGAGGACACAGCUCGGGUGAAACGGAGUUAUACUCAUGGUGGAGAUAUUGACAGAGCUGCCGACCCACAGGACUUCCCUGAGCGUCCCGACUCCCGCCAUGGAGGGUCUCGAUCCUUGCGGAGUAUUCGGACGUUCGCCGGAGAGCCUCAGCAAGCUACUGAUCAGACCCCGCUGAAGGUUGAAGUGCCAGAGGUAUCGCACUCCCCUGAUGCUGCUGCUGAUGAGCAGUCCGUUGAUACAGCAGGAGAGGAGCGAGCUCCAGCUGGUCCAGUCGCAGCCUCCGAGGCUGAAGAAUUACAGCAGUUCAUGGCAGACGAACUGAGCCCAGCGGAGUCGUUCACAGUAUGUUGCAACUUGGACAAGUCGUUGUCAGUAUCUACCCAGGACACUUUCGAAGAGGAUCAACCCGACUCCCCAUUAUCUGAAUCAAUGCCAUCAGUAGACGAUGGCAUGGUAGAGGAGGAGGCUCCAACUGGCGCGCUGGCAGCCCCUCAGACUGAAGAUCCAGAACUCAUGACAGAUCAGCUAAUGUCAGAGGAACCGAGUCUAGCGGAGCCGCUCACCGUAGGUUACAUCCCUCUCAUGUCAUAG
Messenger RNA from Perkinsus marinus ATCC 50983, 804 nucleotides. RefSeq lists its product as hypothetical. The record is from RefSeq and is a predicted model, not a curated record. The transcript is spliced from 5 exons. Lineage: Eukaryota; Perkinsozoa; Perkinsida; Perkinsidae. Bases 1 to 804 code for a protein of 267 amino acids.